This is a messenger RNA of Arabidopsis thaliana (thale cress), 2446 nucleotides long. RefSeq names its product histidinol phosphate aminotransferase 1 (gene HPA1). The record is from RefSeq and is marked reviewed. Gene Ontology annotation, biological process: L-histidine biosynthetic process. Gene Ontology annotation, cellular component: chloroplast. NCBI's taxonomy places the organism in Eukaryota, Viridiplantae, Streptophyta, Magnoliopsida, Brassicales, Brassicaceae. Gene Ontology annotation, molecular function: L-histidinol-phosphate:2-oxoglutarate transaminase activity; pyridoxal phosphate binding. Bases 1020 to 2273 code for a protein of 417 amino acids. The transcript is spliced from 8 exons.
GAACCAGGAGCCGAUCUGCACAUCAUUUUGAAGCUACAAGGCUUAUCUUUCUAACGGAUUCAUCCUUGCCUCAAUUGAUUACGUUUAACAAGAGUUAUUACUGUUUUUCUGCGACAAGCACGUCCUGGCUGUAGCCCAAAGAUGCAUGUCUGCGGCUAUCAGAUCAGCCACCUUUGUGACCGAUUUUUACGUCCAUCGUCGUUUCCAGGACGAUUCCACCAACAUUCUGUUACAGGAAAACCUGCUAUUCAUAAGAACAAUCCAAAUCUCUAAUUAUCAUUCAAAACCAAACAAUCAAUCGAUGUUCAUAAAACACCAAAUGAUUCAGCUAGCUCUCGAUGUGAGAGAAAUCUAGCACUUACAAGGUUCUAGAGAAUUCUGAAGAUUACAGAUUAUUCGAUAAUGAAAGCAUGAGCAUAACAUGUUGCUCUUAUACAAAAAGGUAAAGAAAGUAAACGUUAACCACGUUAAUAACGAUCGCCGUUAACGUCCAUUUGUAUUGCCAGCUCGCCAGCUCACAACACGUACUUUGCUUAACAUCCCUGACUUCACAUUGCCAGCUCGCCAGAUCACCAGCUCACCACGUGAAUCCUGUAUCACAUUCCCAUAGGCUUCACGUCUUCACCUCGUCACCGAUGUGCAGAUCGGCUCCUGGUUCCUUUUAGAUCGCCGGGAAAUCGAUCUGACCUACUCUCACGUCUUCACCUCGUCAAGAGUAGACUUUUUUAUUUAACACUACACUUGGAAGACUUUCUUACCUACUCUCACUAUCGACCCGAUUCUUCAGAACCGGGUUUUGGAUUCAAUUUCGGAUAACCCCUAAAUUGGUACGCCAAUUCUCAGUCACUCAGAAUAAAAAAAAGGCUCACCUUUGUCCACGAAUCGCAAGUGAGUCAUAGAAAAACCGAAGCUUUUGACUGAUCUCAGUCACUUUAGUCUCCCUGCUCACGACCCUUCUCGUCUACUUAGGGUUAUCUCCAUUUGCCCCUCUUCCUGUCAACUUUCAGACACGAAAACUGAUGGGUGUGAUCAAUGUUCAGGGCUCUCCAUCGUUCUCUAUUCAUUCUUCAGAGUCAAAUCUUCGAAAGUCUCGAGCUUUGAAGAAACCCUUUUGCUCAAUCCGGAAUAGGGUUUAUUGUGCUCAGUCUUCAAGUGCAGCUGUAGACGAAUCCAAGAAUAUAACUAUGGGAGACUCUUUUAUCCGUCCACAUUUGAGACAAUUGGCUGCUUAUCAGCCAAUUUUACCCUUUGAGGUAUUGUCUGCUCAAUUAGGAAGAAAGCCUGAGGAUAUUGUCAAGUUAGAUGCUAAUGAGAACCCAUAUGGUCCUCCUCCAGAGGUUUUUGAAGCAUUAGGCAAUAUGAAAUUCCCUUACGUUUAUCCUGAUCCACAAAGUCGUAGACUUCGUGAUGCACUGGCUCAAGACUCUGGUUUGGAGUCUGAAUACAUACUUGUAGGCUGUGGUGCUGACGAACUUAUUGAUUUGAUCAUGAGAUGCGUGUUAGAUCCUGGGGAGAAGAUUAUAGAUUGUCCUCCAACUUUCUCAAUGUAUGUGUUUGAUGCGGCUGUGAAUGGAGCAGGUGUCAUUAAAGUUCCAAGAAACCCCGAUUUCAGCUUGAAUGUAGACCGCAUCGCUGAAGUUGUAGAACUAGAAAAACCCAAAUGCAUAUUCCUAACUUCUCCCAACAAUCCAGAUGGGAGUAUCAUCAGCGAGGACGAUCUGUUGAAGAUUCUAGAAAUGCCAAUACUUGUUGUUCUAGAUGAAGCUUACAUCGAAUUCUCAGGAGUUGAAUCACGCAUGAAAUGGGUGAAGAAGUAUGAAAACCUUAUCGUUCUCCGCACAUUUAGCAAACGAGCUGGUUUAGCCGGGCUUCGAGUUGGAUAUGGAGCGUUUCCGUUGAGUAUAAUCGAAUACCUGUGGAGAGCAAAGCAACCGUACAAUGUCUCUGUUGCAGGGGAAGUAGCUGCUUUAGCAGCACUCUCAAACGGGAAAUACUUGGAAGAUGUGAGAGACGCCUUGGUACGGGAAAGAGAGAGACUGUUCGGGCUAUUAAAAGAAGUUCCUUUCUUGAAUCCAUAUCCGAGCUAUUCGAAUUUCAUUCUCUGUGAGGUUACAUCUGGAAUGGAUGCAAAGAAGCUGAAAGAGGAUUUGGCGAAAAUGGGUGUGAUGGUUCGUCAUUACAACAGUCAAGAGCUUAAAGGUUAUGUUCGAGUUUCUGCUGGAAAGCCUGAACAUACUGAUGUUCUCAUGGAGUGUCUUAAGCAAUUUUAUUGACUUCCCCAUUUGUUUGGGAAUUCUUAAAACAGCCACACAAAAAUAAAAUUGAUUUUUUUUCCCUCCUUUUUUGUUUGUUUUCACUUGUUGGAUUCAGUGUUUGACCAAAAAAAAAAGGAUUCAUUGUUUUUGUUUCAGUUAACAAGGAGAAGCUUUUGUUGUAUUGUACUUUU